CUCAUCAGUUAUCAACAGGAUUUCUUCAGAAUAAAAACAGUUUCUAGAAGCAUUCAGUUAAAAUGAAGUGUGACGCUGUAAUCGAGAAGAUCAAAACACGUGUUGCCGGUAUUGAUCCCAAAGGUCCACGUAAAGUUCUUGGUGUGUUCCAACUGUUCAUUGAAGCGAGUGACGGAACUCAUGAAAUUGUUGUUGAUCUGAAGAACUUGACGGUAACUGACGGCAAGGUGUCAAAUGCUGAUGUUGUGAUAAAUUUGAAAGACGAAGAUUUCAUCGCUGUCGGUACCAAGGCCAUAACGGUGCAUGCAGCUGUUGAGCAGGGUAAAAUCAAGAUGACCGGCGAUGAGGCUCUCUUCCAAGCACUGGUUGAUGCUAUCUGAAUAAUAUGUAUUGAAGUGCAUUCAACGUUUUCACUCGAUAGAUAAAAAUGAUUAAUCUUUGUGUUUUUUUUUAUGAUACUGCUAGAAACUGAAAAUAAAGAAAAUAUGUUUCAUUAGAAUAUAUAUAAACUUCA
Molecule: messenger RNA, 514 nt
Organism: Malaya genurostris
Lineage: Eukaryota; Metazoa; Arthropoda; Insecta; Diptera; Culicidae
Product: non-specific lipid-transfer protein-like 1
Exons: 2
Coding region: 63-380 (105 amino acids)
Cellular component (GO): cytosol
Source: RefSeq, a predicted model, not a curated record